Culicoides brevitarsis is the source of this 1381-nucleotide messenger RNA. RefSeq names its product 3'-5' ssDNA/RNA exonuclease TatD. Bases 194 to 1117 code for a protein of 307 amino acids. Gene Ontology annotation, molecular function: single-stranded DNA 3'-5' DNA exonuclease activity. The transcript has 4 exons. Lineage: Eukaryota; Metazoa; Arthropoda; Insecta; Diptera; Ceratopogonidae. The record is from RefSeq and is a predicted model, not a curated record. Gene Ontology annotation, cellular component: cytosol.
ACAAUUCAAUAAAAGGAAAAAAAUCGCGUAAAAGGCAAGACGACACGACGAAAAAAACACAAGAAAAUUCCUGCACAACAUCUAAACUCAUCCUAAAUCCACAAACACAGCAACUAACUAAUUAUUUAUUAAGAAACGACACUUAGCAGUUAAGGUUAACAAAAAAUAAAUAAAAAACGAAACAAGAAAAAAAAUGUCGAACGAACAAAAUAUCGAUACGAAUGCGAGUAGUAUGGAACAUUGCUUCGAGAAUCUCAUUCUGAUCGAUUGCGGCUCAAAUCUUGCGAACAAAAAGUAUGCGAGGGACUUGGAUCAAGUGCUGAAACGCGCAAAAGACGCUGGCGUUCAAAAGAUCAUCGUCCCGGGCAACAGCGUAAAAGCGAGCAAAGAAGCCCUUCGAUUGACCCGAAUUUAUCCCGGAGACAUUUAUGCGAGUGCCGGGAUUCAUCCGCACGACUCGAAAUCCAUUGCUGAGGAGCCCGAAAGUUGGGAAGACUUUGAAGUGAUUGCUGCGAAUCCAGAAGUUGUCGCAAUCGGUCCGUGCGGAUUAGAUUACCAAAGAGACUUUUCCGAUCCGGAAACGCAAAAGGAGGUGUUUGAGAAGCAAAUUAAGCUGGCAAUUAGUUUGCGAAAGCCUCUUCUCAUCCAUGAACGCGCUGCACAAAAUGACGUCGUCGAAAUACUCAAAAAAUAUUCGAAUAAUGUUAUGCAGAUUGUGAUCAGAGGAUUCAUUGGAACUGUCGAAGAGGCACUCAAAUACAUCGAUUUAGGAUAUUACAUCACUCUGAACGGAUAUUUGUGCAAGGAUAAAUCAGACGUCGGUGUUCGUAAACUCCUCGAAGAUGGUCGUCUUCCGCUGGAUCGGUUAAUUGUGGAAACCGAUUCGCCCUUCAUGUACCCGAAUACGCGUGCUUCCAAAUUGCCAAAUCACGUGAAAGCGGGUCUCACGGAGAAAUCCAUGAUUUUUCUGCAUCGUUAUUGCACGUUUCAGCGCAACGAGCCAUGUAGUCUUCCGGCAACGGUUGAGAUGAUUGCCGCUUUCAUGAAUAAGGGUGCCGAGGAUGUUGCACUCGCGACAUCUUUCAAUGCCCUCAAGCUGUUUGGCUUGUCGCAAUAAGCGAUGCACGAGGGAAAGAUGAAAUUUUUGUUGCCAUCCAUCACAAUUGUUGAGGUCUUGCCUUGUCUUGCGCGUCGCGUCGCGUGAGAAACUUCAGAAAUUCUAUGUGCCUUUAAAAAUUAUUUAAAAAAAAAUAUGUUAUUUAAAUGUAGUCGAGAUAAUUUCUAUUCUGUUUAUUCUUAAGAGAUAUCAAAUAUUUUUUGUAACACAAGUUGAAAAAAAAAAUGAAAAAGAGAUACAUAUAUGAACAAUGCGAAUUAUAUG